AUGUCUUUAAAAAAUAAACAAGAAUGUAUGAUUUGUAAAUCAGAAGUAAAAUCAUUUAAAGAUUUAUCAAGAUGUUUAGUAAUGGAACAAGAUUUUGGUAAAAAACAAUGUUUUUGUAUGUACUCAUUCUACUUGGAUUAUUGUAUUGAUGGUUCAAAUCAAGAAGAAAAUGAAGAUGAAAAAAAUGAAGAGAAUAAAGAAAAUGAAAAAAGAAAAUUAAUUAAAUAUAAAGAGAAUGGUUGUAAAGAAAUAAUAAAUGUAGAUCAAUUAGAUACACAUAUACAAAAUUGUAAAUUUAAAUUUGUAAAAUGUUUACAUAUUGGAUGUGAAAUAGUUUAA
Messenger RNA from Dictyostelium discoideum AX4, 339 nucleotides. RefSeq lists its product as hypothetical. The record is from RefSeq and is a predicted model, not a curated record. The transcript has a single exon. Bases 1 to 339 code for a protein of 112 amino acids. NCBI's taxonomy places the organism in Eukaryota, Evosea, Eumycetozoa, Dictyosteliales, Dictyosteliaceae.